UCACAUUGCUGUGUGUGUGUAUGUGUUUUUGAUCAUUAGUGCAUUACUAUACGUUUAAAAUGUACAUGAUACGUGUAGUUUUGUUGUUCUAGUCACCUGCCUGAGGGUUCUCUCUACUCUAAAUUGAGCUAAAAGGUACUUAAUCCUGACUUAAAUAUAUGCUGUUUCUCUUCAUGUGCAUGGCAAAUCCAUAAAAGCGUUGCCUCCCCUUCGCUAGUCAGGAAACUAAACCAGCAUCGAACAACCACUGACACCCUGUGGUCCCCUCUUGAAAAUGCACCUCCUACAGCUGCAACAGUAUGCUGCAUUGCCACAUUGUUAAAGUGACGCUGAGUGACAGUCCUGGUGAUGGAGAAUUCGGGGCCUGAAGCGAGCUAUUUGAAGCGUGAUAACUGUCCUCAAGUGAGUCAGCACAACCAUAGGACUUGUUCCAAGCAGCCGCUGUUCUGUGUGAAACUAGAGGCUAAUGUUGACGUUUUGUCAUGCACUCCAGGCUGCUAAAGGCAAAAGGAUUCCCUCCAGAUGGAAACCAAGCCAGCUGCUGCCUUUCAUCCUAUUUUUUUGCACUCAAGUCAGUUCAAGUCAGUGCUGAUCAGAGUGAAACAACCUUGGGGUCCAAACUGGAGGCCCUGCAGUGCCACUUUACCUGGAUUCUGGAAUACAGCAAGAACAAACUUUUACAUUUAAGGGACAAGCUGGUGGACAUCGGCACGGAGGAAGGAAACAGCUGGCUGGGUCACAUCUACAACCUGAGGGGCUUCAUUCAGUGCAAGCUGGGCUCCACUGAAGACGCCCUGAGUUUCUUCCUCCAGGCUGCAGAGGCCUUCGGCCAGAUGAGAAGGGCAGGUGAAGGUCCCUGGUUGGUGGUGAAUUACGGGAACCUGGCUUGGCUGCACCACCUCCUGGGAGACCAAGCAGAGAGCGAGGCUUACCUUUCAAAGGUUGAAGCAAUAAAAAAGAAAUACCCAACUCCAUCGGAGGACGAGCUCCAUGCAGAGCUCUACGCUGAAAAAGCCUGGACCCUGAUGAAUUUCGGCACAAAAGGAGAGCUGGUGUCAGAAUACUUCCAGAAAGCCAUCCAGAUGCAGCCAGACAUGGUGGAGUGGAACACCAGUCACGUACUGUGCAGCAACUCAUGGUUAGAAGAUGACAUCUUAGAGAAAAUAAGGCUCGCCCAGGAACAGGAUCCGGAGAACUUGCGCCUUGCAGUUUACUACCUUGAGGAACGUGUUAGGAAAGGGGAAAUAAUUGAAGAUGAAGCACGCCAGUUGGCUAGAAAGGUUUUGAGAAACCCCGUCAGUAGCUACAGUGGUCUAAAAGGGUUACUAAGGAUUUAUAGAAACCAUCUAUCAAUUGAUGAGGCCGUUGAUCUGGCAGAGGAGGCUCUGCAACAUCAUCCAGAUGAGCGCUAUUUGAAGAGAUGUGCCGCACUCUACUAUAAUAGGUUGAUUUAUUCUAGCCACAGUCGACCAGAGCAGAGGACGCUGGACAGAGCCAUCAGUCUCCUUAAGGAGGUGAUUUUUCUAUACCCUCAUUGUUCGCUUAUGAAGAAAGUAGACCUCGCAAAUAUACACGCAAAGUCCAAUCACAGCAAGGAUGAAGCUGAGCAAAUCUACCAGGAACUGCUAAAAAGUGAGAUGGAACCUGCAGAGAAACAGCUGCUUUACAACAACUACGCAAAAUAUUCAAAGUGCGAUCGAAGGGAGUACCAAAGGGCAAUAAGGUAUCACAUGAAGGUGGCGACCAUACCGCAUCAAUCCUCCUUCCGUAGGAACAGCAUUAAGAUUCUGGUGGAGGUUGUAGAGCGGCACAGGGACUCAAUGUGGAGAGAGGUAGAGGAGUUUCUGGAAAACCUGAAAGAGCCAUAGUGUUUUUAACACUAGUUCUAAAAAGGUUUUGUGAUGGUCGGUUGGUCCAAACGGCAGUAUCACCCAACCCAUACGUGUAAUAUUGUUGGGUUUUGUCUUUGCUUGUCUAUGAAAAUUACACUAUUCAUCGAGCAGUUACCCCAUCUUUAAAACAUUACACUACAGUCCAGUUAAUCGAAGACAAUAUAAAAGAUCUAGCAAUUUGUAUGAAAGGCUGAACCAUAUAUGAAAGUUAAGAUGAAUCAUUUCUUUAUUGACAAAAUCAUUGGAGCAUAUCUAUUUAAUUUUAUCAUUUUCCAAAAGAUAAAUUAUGCAAACUGAAUGAGCUGUAAUAUGUGCUAUUUCAACUAAAUGUAACUUUUAAAUAAAAUACCUGGAGCAUCAAUCACAAGUUGUAGGUGACAAUCUUCUCCGCAGGAAUCGAUCUACUUCCAUAAACACACAAAAAAGAUGAAGAAUUAGGGUCUUUUUUUUCUGACAAAUGUCAGGUCAGAGGGUGAAGUUCCUUCUUAACAUACAGAAACAUAUGUUUUAGUUUUGCACAGAUCCCAAAGGGAUCGAUGAAGGCCAGAACUUCAUGAAAAUAACCUCGUAUUAGAUUUUUUCCUCUGGAAGGGUUGUAACAAAAAGAUUGAGGCUGAAAAACAUGUAUUAUUGGGCUCUUUGUGUUUAGACAGUAUUCAGUAAUUUAUGGCUUAUGUUCUUCAAUAAAGUAUUUGGUAUUGAAACUCCAGUCCAGUCUUGAAUCUGUGCUAUCACCAUAACAACAUACAAACAAGGAAGGUCAUUUUAAAUAAAAACCAAAGAAAAACGAAAACCUCUAAGUUGAAGUCUGUCUAGUUGUAUUUAAGACCUUUGUAAAACUCCUGAACUGAUGAGAUUAGAUAGAACGAAUAGGAAAGAUUCUGUAGUUUCCAGAAGGCUGCAUGAAUAUACAACUAAAAGGAGAUAUCCCAAACCUGCUAACUAUAAGAGAGCUAAAAAGACCUCCUACACAGUAGAUCUGUGCAUUAACCAUUUAGGUUUUUACAUUUUGAGAUGAUUUUGCAGGUAGAGCACCUUCCUGUAAAAUAAUUGAUUUAGGAUUAAAUUAUGUGGCUUAUUCAUUUUUAUUACAUUUAUUUUUUUUAUUUGAAUGUUUAAUCAUCUUUUCAGGUCGCUGAGCCAACUAAGGGUUUAAUUUUCAAAGGUCUGAUGGAUGUUUUUGUUUGGCUCUUGUGUACUUCAAUAACAAAUUGCGCCACAGGGAAAAAUAAAAGUUCUUAAAAUCUU
Gasterosteus aculeatus aculeatus (three-spined stickleback) is the source of this 3140-nucleotide messenger RNA. RefSeq names its product antiviral innate immune response effector IFIT1-like. Gene Ontology annotation, cellular component: cytosol. Gene Ontology annotation, molecular function: protein binding. The record is from RefSeq and is a predicted model, not a curated record. NCBI's taxonomy places the organism in Eukaryota, Metazoa, Chordata, Actinopteri, Perciformes, Gasterosteidae. Gene Ontology annotation, biological process: defense response to virus.